Fusarium redolens is the source of this 1764-nucleotide messenger RNA. RefSeq lists its product as uncharacterized. Bases 183 to 1706 code for a protein of 507 amino acids. NCBI's taxonomy places the organism in Eukaryota, Fungi, Ascomycota, Sordariomycetes, Hypocreales, Nectriaceae. Gene Ontology annotation, biological process: ketone body catabolic process. The transcript has 7 exons. Gene Ontology annotation, molecular function: succinyl-CoA:3-oxo-acid CoA-transferase activity. The record is from RefSeq and is a predicted model, not a curated record.
CCCUUGCUCAUGAUCAAAAUAACCUGCCAAGAACGAGAUGAUUGACCAAAGAGCUCGAACUUGGCUGCCAAAGUUUGUAGUUGGGUUCAUUUCGCUGCAAGAUCAAUCCCGCAGCCCACAUCCUCUACAAGACAUCGCGAUACGCUUCAUACUGCUCGUGGGUUUUGUCUGAUUCUAGAACCAUGAUGACCCCAAUUCUACGCGCACGGGCUCCCAGACGCCUACGAGUUUUGACGCAGCGCAGCUUCUCAAGCUCCACGGUGUUACGAAGGAUCAACAAAAUCUGUGCCUCAGAAACCGAUGCCAUACAAAAAGUGAAGAGCGGCUCGACUGUCUUGGUCGGAGGCUUUGGCUUCUCUGGCGUUCCAGAGUCACUCAUUGAAGCUGUUGCCGCCCGCAAGGAUCUCAAAGAUCUCACGGUUGUGUCAAAUAAUGCUGGAAUGCCGGGUGUUGGACUCGGCCAACUGUUGGAAACCCGACAGAUCAGCAAAAUGAUAGCCUCCUAUAUCGGAGAGAACAAAGUCUUUGAGAAGAUGUAUCUGAGUGGACAUCUUAGUCUCGAGUUGAUACCGCAGGGAACCAUGGCAGAGAGGUGCGCUUCUGGAGCAGCUGGUAUACCGGCAUUCUAUACUCCAGCUGCCUAUGGUACCGUUGUGCAGACAGGUGAAUUACCCGUCCGUUAUAACAGAGACGGCUCAGUAGCGCUCAUGUCGCGACCACGAGAAACGCGCGAGUUUCACGGCAAGAAAUACAUCCUCGAAGAAGCCAUAUUCGCCGAUGUCGCUUUAGUCAAAGUCCACAAAGCUGAUAGACUUGGCAACUGUACAUUUCGGAAAGCUCAGAACAACUUCAACGAGGCCAUGGCGAAGAACGCAAAGUUGACUGUCGUUGAGGCUGACGAGAUUGUUGAAGUUGGAAAAUUGGACCCUGAGAGUGUUCAUAUUCAGGGGAUCUAUGUCGAUGUUAUUAUUCAGAGUACGAGGCCGAAGAAGAUUGAGAAAUUGACGUUUGCCCAAGAUAGUCAGGCUGGAGGCAAAGUUACAGAUGCCAACCAAAGACGAGAGCGCAUCAUCAAGCGAGCCUCCAAAGAGUUGAAAGACGGCAUGUACGUCAACCUCGGAAUCGGUAUGCCACUCGCAACACCAGGCAUGCUUCCAGAAGACCUAGAAGUUAUUCUGCAAUCUGAAAAUGGCAUACUGGGUAUGGGCCGCUAUCCAAACCCUGGGGAAGAAGAUCCAGAUCUCAUCAAUCCCGGCAAAGAAACCGUGACGCUGAAUCCCGGGGCCUCGACGUUCGGGAGUCAUGAGAGCUUCGGUAUGAUUAGGGCUGGAAAGAUUGACUUGACUAUGCUUGGUGCGCUGCAAGUCAGUCAAUAUGGAGACUUGGCCAAUUUUAUGCUGCCUGGAAAGGUGAAAGGAAUCGGAGGCGCUAUGGACCUUGUUGCGAGCCCAGAGAAGACCAAGGUCAUAAUCACCAUGGAACAUGUUGAUCGCAAUGGAAACCCCAAGAUCUUGGAAGAAUGCACAUUCCCGCUCACCGGUCCUCGAUGUGUAUCUAAAAUUAUCACUGACUUGGCGGUAUUCGACUGUACACCUCAAGGUCUGGUGCUCAGGGAGCUAGCUGAUGAGGUUGAGAUGGACGAGCUGAAGAACAAGACUGGUGCGGCGUUCAGCAUCGCUGAUGACUUGAUACCUUACCAGACUUAGCUAUUGAAAAAAUAAUUAGCCUAUCAUUCUUGAAUAUAUCAUAACUUCACUGAUUGCG